Molecule: messenger RNA, 7581 nt
Organism: Coregonus clupeaformis (lake whitefish)
Lineage: Eukaryota; Metazoa; Chordata; Actinopteri; Salmoniformes; Salmonidae
Gene: ralgapa1
Product: Ral GTPase activating protein catalytic subunit alpha 1
Exons: 41
Coding region: 344-6742 (2132 amino acids)
Biological process (GO): positive regulation of GTPase activity; regulation of small GTPase mediated signal transduction
Cellular component (GO): cytoplasm; nucleus
Molecular function (GO): GTPase activator activity
Source: RefSeq, a predicted model, not a curated record
UACAUUAUUUGCCUACCAGAUUGCGGAGUUGAAUUGCUCUGAUUUCCAUUAGCUUGUUUUUCAUAUCUCAAGCUCCGCCAUGUUUUGAGAUUUUUGGGAGAGGUGUGUUGGUUGGGUUGCGGAGGGUAGCAACAUUUUACAUACGCCUUUUUCUGCAAAAUGCACACCUCUCAACGAUUUUUAUCUAUUUAUAUACAUUUUAUCGUCCAUAAGACUGUUAGGUCGCAGUAACGUUACAUCAAAUGAAAACGGACCCACAGCUCACUUGUGGUUAGCUAACGUUUGAAGAAGAUUAUAAGGGGCUUGUACCCUCCUACACAUUCUUUCGUCUCCUGCUUUCGGAAUGUUUUCCAAAAAGCCUCAUGGGGACGUCAAAAAAUCUACACAGAAAGUAUUGGAUCCAAAAAAAGAUGUGCUGACACGUCUGAAACACCUGCGGAUCGUUAGUGAAAAUGCUGAGUCGGGGGAUCUGAAGCACUUCUUUGACCAGUACUACUCUCACAUCUACUAUGUGUUCUUUGAGAACUUUGUCACCAUUGAAGUCAGUCUCAAACAAAAAGGUCACAAAUCGCAAAGGGAAGAACUUGACUCCAUUCUAUUCAUAUUUGAGAAGAUUCUUCAACUCCUACCAGAGCGAAUACAGGGUCGAUGGCAGUUCCACAGCAUAGGCCUCAUCCUGAAGAAGCUGUUGCACACUGGGAACUCUUUAAAGAUUCGAAGGGAGGGUGUGCGUCUGUUCUUGCUAUGGAUGCAGGCCCUGCAGGGUAACGCACUGAGAGAGCAGCUAUGGAUCUUUGCCUGUCUGAUCCCUGGCUUCCCAUCCCCUCAGUCAGAGCUGGGCCCCCGAACCCUGGACAACCUGGUCAACCCCCCUCUCAGCCUCCAGGAGACUCAAGUGACUCCAGAAGAGAUCAGUCCCCUGGUUCCUCCACAGUCAGGGGAUAAGGGCCAGGAAGACCUCACAGGAUACUUUCUAGAGGCUCUUCUGAAAUACAUGGUAAACCAGGCCAAAAGUCUGGAGUGGAAGUGCAAAGACAACCACGAGAAGGGCUUCGCAUUCCUGUUUGGAAACUUCAGGAAAUAUUACCUGCCGCACAUAUUCCCAACCUUUUCCAAGGAAACCAGUUUGUACAAUCCCAUACUGGAGGUUCCAUCAAUGAGACCAAAGCCUUACUACAGUGUAGUGAAGAGAGACCCAGAGACCAACGAGGCAGUGUACUGUACCAAGGAGAGCCUCCUCAACGCCCGGGUCAUCUUCAUCCGCUGGCUGGUGUCCUUCUGGCUGGAGCCACGCUCCAACACUGGAACACACAUCCCUGGGGUGGAUGGAGAGAGGGAGAGCGUGCCAAAAAACAUCCAGAGGGCAGCAGCUGGGCUGGCAGCGCGGGGACAUGGGCUGGGGGACGACUUAGGCCCCAGGGCAGACAGCCUGGAUGGAGGGAUGGGUUGUGAGCAGGAGCAGUCCCACUCUAACACCUCCACCUUGACCGAGAGGGAGCCCAGCUCCUCCAGCCUGUGUAGUAUGGACGAGGAGCACCUCACUGACAUGGAGGUUGUGAGAAGAGUCCUCUGUUCCUCCAGGACCAACGUCAACUUCAUCACUGAGAUUUUCCGACAGGCCUUCCUGUUGCCGAUGUGUGAGGCUGCAGCCAUGAGGAAGGUCGUGCGGGUGUACCAGGAGUGGUUUGCCCAGGAGGACAAGCCUGUGUUUAUGAGGGAGCUGGAGGAGGAGAGGAUAUUUUCUACUGCUGGAGAGGUUAACCUGGAGCCUGUACCCCUGCAAGGCCAAGAGGAGAGGGUGAAUAAAGUGUCUGAGAAAGAGCUGCUUGAGUACAGUGUGCAUGCAGGUGUUCAGCCAACUCUACAGGUGUUUGUCACCAACUCGGCCAAUGUGUUUCUGCUGGAACCGGCCAACGAGCUGAAGAUGCUGCUGGAGGAACAUGUUGACAUGUGCAAGAGAGUCCUUAACAUCUAUCGCAGCCUGGUCAUGCAUGAAACCAUGGACCAGAAGACAUGGGAGCAGAUCCUGCUGGUGCUGCUGAGGGUGACCGAGUGUGUGAUGAAGAGACCUCCCUCCAUCAUGCCCCACGGCAAGAAGAACAUGACCCUCUCAGGGAGACUGGCCGGGGCAGUCUUUCAGACCCUGAUAGUGGCGUGGAUCAAAGGGAACCUGAACGUGUACAUCUCCAGGGAGCUGUGGGACGACCUGCUGGCCGUGCUGUCCUCACUCACCUGCUGGGAGGAGCUGGUCACAGAGUGGUCCCUCACCAUGGAGACGCUCACCAAGGUUCUGGCCCGCAACCUGUACAGUCUGGACCUCAACGAGCUGCCCCUGGACAAGCUGAGCGAACAGAAACAGAAGAAACACAAGGGAAAAGGGGGAGCUCACGAGGGCCAGAAGAUGGCUGUGGACCGUUCGUUCUCUAAGGGCUGGAGCAGGGACCAGCCUGGGAGUGGGAGCGGCCAGGCAGCAGCCAUGAGGCAGCGCAGUGCCACCACCGCUGGCUCCCCGGGCAUGGAGAAGGCCAGGAACACCAUACGCCAGAAGACUGUGGAUAUGGAGGAUCCCCCGAUGGCCCCUCGGGCCCCCAGGAUCCACCACUGCUCCCAGAGCGAGGAUACCCCGGCCUCUGAGUUGUUUUCAGGGUCCGGCGACCUGGACCCCCAGGGGCCCCUGCUCCCCCGCAGCAGCAGCGCCUCCGACAUCAUGGAGCCCUUCAUCGCCGAGAGGGUCAAAGCCAACAAAGAGGACCCUUGUCAGAAGAUGCGGCCUGUGUCCAGUGAUGCAGGCAACAGCAACCAAAACUUUGGCGACCUGAUGGACGAGUUUAUCCAAGAGCGUCUGCGAGCGGGAGGCACCUCUGGUACGACCAGGCGUGGCAGCAGCCCCGGUAGUCUGGAGAUCCCCAAGGACCUGCCAGAACUCCUGAACCGUCAGAACGCCACUCGACCCGUGGACGACCCCGGCGUGCCCUCCGAGUGGACCUCCCCCGCCAGUGGCAGCAGCAGCGACUUAAUCAGCUCCGACAGCCAAUCAGACUCCUUUAACGCCUUCCAGUACGCCAACUGCAAGUUUGAAAAUUUCAGCUUUGGUCCGGAUGGCUGUGGUGCGGGGUCGUUGGACCAGGAUAACACUAGCCUGGGAGGAGUACCCCAGACUGCAGAGGAACAGGAGCUGUCCAGCCUCACCACCCUGCACAUUGACUCUGAGACCAGUAGUCUGAGCCAGCAUGGCCUGUCUGCAGAUACCGUCACCAUCACAGGUUCAGAGAGUGCGUCCCCGAUGCAUUCCUUGGGGGAUUCCCGCUCCCAGACCCCGUCCCCAGCCACGCUGACCGCGGAACAUGUAGCGCUGCAGCACAAGGACCUGCAGCUGGAUGAGAAACUACAUCACUCUGUAGUACAGACUCCGGAUGACCUGGAAACCAGUGAGUUUCCUACAGAGGACUGCAGUGUGAUGGCUGGUGGCUCGCUGACCGGUUGGCACGCUGACGUUGCCACGGUGAUGUGGCGGAGGAUGCUAGGCAUUCUGGGAGAUGUGAACACCAUUAAGGACCCAGAGAUCCACGCGCAGGUCUUUGACUACCUCUGUGAGCUGUGGCAGAACCUGGCCAAGAUCAGAGAUAAUCUGGGGAUCUCUCUGGACAACCAGUCGUCUCCUCCUCCCCCGGUCCUCAUUCCUCCCCUUCGGAUCCUCACCCCCUGGCUCUUCAAAGCGACCAUGCUGACUGAGAGGUACAAACAGGGAAAGCUUCACGCCUACAAGCUCAUCUGUAAGAUCAUGAAGAGGAGGCAGGACGUAUCGCCCAACUCAGACUUCCUCACACACUUCUACAACAUCAUGCACUGUGGCCUCAUGCAUGUCGACCAGGACAUAGUGAACACCAUCAUUAAGCACUGUUCUCCUCGGUUCUUCUCCAUCGGCCUUCCCGGGGCCACCAUGCUCAUCCUGGAUUUCAUCAUUGCAGCCAGCAGAGUCACAGCCUGCUCUUCCCUCAACGCCCCGCGGGUUGAGGCUCAGAUCCUGCUGGGUUCUCUGGUGUGUUUCCCUAACCUGUAUGAGGAGCUGCCCGCCCUGCACCCCACCACCGCUGACGUGGUCAUGACCAAGUUCAGAGACGUCAAGGAACACAUCAUCAAACACAUCCUGAGUUCAGCCAGAGAUGAGCCUUCAGCCCCAGCCAGGUGUGUGGCCCUGUGCAGUCUGGGUAUCUGGCUGUGUGAGGAGUUGGUCCACGGCACCCAACACCCUCAGAUCAAAGAAGCCCUCAACGUCGUCUGUGUCACUCUGAAGUUUCCAAAUAAAACUGUUGCGCUGGUGGCCUCCGACAUUCUGCACCUGCUCAUAAACUAUGUCGAUGACCUUCAGAAAUUCCCGCCAGACACUCCAAAGAAAAUAGUUCAGAUCCUCAUAGCGACCAUAACUCACCUACUCCCCACUACAGAAUCUUCCCCUCAUGAACUGGACAAGAGGUUGGUGGUGUCUCUGCUGUUGUGCCUGCUGGACUGGGUGAUGGCUCUGCCUCCAAAGACUCUGCUGCAGCCUGUCCAAUCACUCAGCCCUGACAAGGACAUGCCAGACAAGUCUGUCCUCAGCUGUAUCUAUAAGGUGCUGCAUGGCUGUGUGUAUGGGGCCCAGAACUUCAACAGCCCCAGGUAUUUCCCCAUGAACCUGUCAGACCUGACUAGUCCUGACUACGACCCCUUCCUGCUGCUGGAGAGUCUGAAGGAGCCAGAGCCCCUCCACUCCCCUGACUCAGAACGCUCCUCCAAAUUACAGCCUGUCACCAAGGUGCGGAGCCGUAUCCAGCACGGUCUGAUCUCCAUCGCAGCCAGGACAGUCAUCACCCACCUCGUCAACCACCUUGGCCACUACCCCAUGUCUGGAGGCCCUGCCACCUUGACCAGCCAUGUCUGUGAGAACAUGGACAACCCCUACAGCGAGAGCCCUGAUCUGGCCCCAGAGCUCUUCGACGGGCCCAACCUACAGUUCUUUGUUCUGAACGGUACCACCCUCCUGUCCUGUCUCCAGAUCCGAGCUGAGGACGGUGUGCCCGGAGGGGGGAUGUCUGCAGGCCUCACCACCACCAGCGCCUGUGUGAGGGUUAUUGUUAGGGAUAUCUCCGGCAAACACUCGUGGGACUCGGCUGUACUGUAUGGCCCGCCUCACUGUGGCGUUCCUAAUCAGUCCCUGCACCUCUACAGUAGCAGACCUACAGAGAGCAUGACAAAGAGAACAAAUACAGAUGGGGAGAAGGAGAAGAACCGAGCAGGGGAGCUUGGAGAGCGGGAAGAGGAGGAGAGGGAAGAUGGGGCCACGCUGGAAGGUGAAGAGGAGGUGGUGGUGGUGCUGGGAGAGGAUGAGCUGGGAGAGGAGGAGCAGGGGGAGGCUGUGGAGGAGGGAGGAGAGGAAGACGAGGGGGAUGAGGAAGAGGAGGAAGGUGCCUUGGAGCUGAUGGCCCCGCUGGCCAAGCGUGUCUGUCGGGAGGCGGUUCCGUCCUGGGACUCCCUUCGAGAAGAUGACGUUCUAGAUGAGAUGCUGCAGUACCUGGGCUACUCCAGCCCCGAGUGUCUGCAGCGUGCCGGAGCCCCCCUUAACAUCCCCGCCCCGCCCCCUGUCUGCGUCUCAGAGAAGCAGGAGAACGAUGUGAUCAACGCCAUCCUGAAGCAGUGUGCUGAGGAGAGGGACUUUGCACUGCACAAGGGGAAUGGGCUGAAUAUGAGGGCCGUGGAGCAGGGGGAGCCGGGGCCCCAGAGGCCUCAGUCAGCCUUCUACUACUGCAGGCUGCUACUCAACAUCCUGGGCAUGAACUCCUGGGAGAAGAGGAGCAACUUCCAUCUCCUGAAGAAGAACGAGAAGCUGCUUAGAGAGCUGAAGAACCUCGACUCCAGGCAGUGUCGAGAGACUCACAAGAUAGCCGUGUUUUACGUGGCGGAGGGGCAAGAGGACAAGCACUCUAUCCUGUCUAACACCAGUGGUAGUCAGGCCUACGAGGACUUUGUCUCUGGGCUGGGCUGGGAGGUGAAUCUGACCAGUCACUGCGGCUUCAUGGGAGGUCUUCAGAGGAAUAAGAGCACAGGUCUGACCACGCCUUACUUCGCCACCUCUACCGUCGAGGUCAUGUUCCACGUCUCCACACGCAUGCCCCCCGACUCCGACGACUCACUCACUAAAAAGCUACGCCAUCUUGGGAAUGACGAGGUGCACAUCGUGUGGUCGGAGCACUCUCGAGACUACAGGAGAGGCAUCAUCCCUACAGAGUUUGGAGAUGUCCUCAUCAUCAUCUACCCCAUGAAGAACCACAUGUACAGCAUCCAUAUCCUCAAGAAGCCAGAGGUCCCGUUUUUCGGGCCCCUGUUCGAUGGAGCCAUAGUGGAUGAGAAGAUCCUUCCCACCAUGGUCCGGGCUACAGCCCUCAAUGCCAGCAGGGCUCUAAAAUCCCUCAUCCCCCUCUACCAGAACUUCUAUGAGGAGAGAGCCCGUUACCUGGAGACCAUCGUCCAGCACCACCUGGAGCCAACCACCUUCGAGGACUACGCAGCGAGGGUCUUCUGCCCCGCCCCCUACCACCACCUCCCCUCAGACCCAGGCUCAUGCCUCGAGAGUCAGGAGGGAGAAAGUCCAGCAGCAGCGCAGCUAGACGGGGCCGACCAGUUAGCCUCGCCAAUGUCCCCUCGUACUAGCAAGAGCCGCAUGUCCAUGAAGCUCCGACGCUCCUCCGGCUCGGCCAAUAAGACCUGAUCUGACUUUCCCUCGUGAGGUCACAGCCUUCAGACAAACAGACUGACUCUCUGUACUGUACAGCUAGGACUGCACUACACCUACCAGCCUUUACCUGCUAACAGCGCUGCAUCGCAUGUUAUGUACCCCCACUACAUGGACAUGGACACGACUGCCCUGCACGGUCAGAAUCCGCAUCACCCCUACUGCACCACCUUUCCAAGAUGCAGGAUGAGGCCCUUGAACAGAGCCAGACCCUCGGGGGCCAGCCCAGGGGCCCCCAGGACUGAGCUUGUGCUAGCAGUUGCUCCAACAGAUUGAACAAGUCCCCUGGGCAAGGUUAGCUAACUAUGCUCAAUACCACCUCAAACUUUGCAUGCAAGUGAAAUGUGGAAAAAGAGCAAAAGAUAAUAUACUUAGAUAUAUAAAAGAAGCAGCAUUGGUUCGGUUUUGUACAGAAAGCAUAAAGGCAACAUGAGAGAUGUGUUUUCAUUGUAAGUAGCAUUGUUGAUGGUUGAAAUCACUUGAUAUUUGACUGAGAUGAUGAACUACAGUGUGGUCUUUCUCUGCUGUUGUAGCUGAGCGGAGUGGCUAAUAUCUAGUAUCCUGUCCCCCUGGCUCUCUGGGCCCCUGACCCUCUGCACCCACAAGGAAAGGGAUUGUAAGAACUUGAAAGAGUUUGUAAGAAAGAACAAAGAAACACAAAGUAAGAAAAGCUUAUUUGUCAUAUUUGGUCACUGUGUCCACUGUGAGACAAAUCUAUAUAUUUGUACUAUAUUCUGUAUAUACAGGAGUUGUCACUUUCUUUAUGCUCGGACUGAAGCAAUGUCAGCCAGUGUUUGAAGAUGAUGAGAAAUGUU